Aspergillus puulaauensis is the source of this 321-nucleotide messenger RNA. RefSeq lists its product as uncharacterized. Bases 1 to 321 code for a protein of 106 amino acids. The transcript has a single exon. Lineage: Eukaryota; Fungi; Ascomycota; Eurotiomycetes; Eurotiales; Aspergillaceae. The record is from RefSeq and is a predicted model, not a curated record.
AUGAACAGCAAAGUUGGGCCUCACGAUGACGGUUGCAAACCCAACCCAUCACAGACUCCCAAGUCAAUCCUUGGAUUUUCAUCUAUUCUUCUUUCUCCCCAUGACUUCUUGAGCAUCUCAUGGUUUCCAAUCACACUCCACCUUCUCAACGUCCCUCCACUUGACUUGACCGUUGACGAUCUCCAUUCCAGUACCCGGUGCGGCGGUGGGUCAUUACGGUGGGGGAUGGCGCUUACCUUAAUUCUCAUUAACUCAUGGCCUCUCACGCUCGUCGCGGCGUUCCAUGCAAGGAGUCGAAUCUUCUCCAGAUUUGUGGAUUGA